Centrocercus urophasianus (Greater sage-grouse) is the source of this 3972-nucleotide messenger RNA. RefSeq names its product regulator of G protein signaling 9 (gene RGS9). Lineage: Eukaryota; Metazoa; Chordata; Aves; Galliformes; Phasianidae. The record is from RefSeq and is a predicted model, not a curated record. Bases 45 to 1511 code for a protein of 488 amino acids. Gene Ontology annotation, biological process: G protein-coupled receptor signaling pathway; regulation of G protein-coupled receptor signaling pathway; intracellular signal transduction. The transcript has 17 exons.
CUCUGCCCGUUCGCUCGCCGCGCUUUCCGCCCAUCGGCAGCACCAUGACCGUCGCACGGCUGGACCAGGGGCAGCGCUACCGGCCGCGGAUGGCCUUCCUGAAAAAGAUUGAAGCGCUUAUAAUGGAGAUGCAGAAUCCAGACACGGGCAUCAAGACACAGACUCAGAGGGUGAUGAUCACAAACAUCCCACAUGCUGUGGCAGGUAAUGAUAUAUUUCAGUGGAUUCUCCAGCGUUUACAGAUCACUAAUGAAGAGGCAUUGCACCUGGGGGACCUGUUUGUCAAAUAUGGCUACAUCUACCCUCUUCAGGAGCCAAAGAAUCUCACCCUCAGGACAGAUGGCAGCCUGUACAGGUUUCAAACCCCGUAUUUCUGGCCCGCACAAAGCUGGCCUGCUGAUGACACCGACUAUGCAAUUUACCUAGCAAAGAAGAACAUCAAGAGGAAAGGGAUUUUAGAAGAGUAUGAAAAGGAACAUUACAACAUGCUCAAUAAAAAAAUAAACUACAAGUGGGAUUUUGUUAUUAUGCAGGCCAAAGAGCAGUAUAAGGCAGGAAAGGAGCGGAAGAAGGCGGACAGGUACGCUCUGGAUUGCCAGGAGAGAGCCUACUGGCUUGUGAACAGAACUCCUCCCGGCAUGCUGGAUGUCCUAGAGUAUGGAAUAGACCGUGUAACAGAUCCCAAUGAAGACAAGGUAAACCAGAAAAAAACAAUGGAUGUUUAUAGGAGAGAGAUUAUGUACUAUCAGCAGGCCAUCAUGAAAUCCAGAGUGAAAUCUUCCGUCUCCCUUGGAGGGCUUGUGAAGUACUCUGAGCAGUUUCUCUCCAAUGAUCCUAUCCUGUCUGGAUGUCUCCCUAGCAACCCCUGGAUAACAGAUGACCCUGAUUUCUGGGAUCUCAAUGCAAAGCUGGUGGAAAUCCCCACCAGGAUGCGUGUGGAGCGAUGGGCUUUUAAUUUCAACGAGCUGAUACGGGACCCAAAAGGUCGGCAGAACUUCCAGCUCUUCCUGAAGAAGGAGUUCAGCGGAGAGAACCUGAGUUUCUGGGAAGCCUGUGAGGAUCUCAAAUAUGGAGACCAGUCCAAGGUCAAAGAAAAAGCAGAAGAGAUUUACAAGCUGUUCCUCGCUCCAGGAGCUAGGCGCUGGAUUAACAUCGAUGGCACAACAAUGGGCAUCACGGUGAAAGGCCUCAAGCACCCUCAUCGCUAUGUUUUAGAUGCUGCUCAGACCCACAUUUACAUGCUGAUGAAAAAGGACUCCUAUGGCCGCUAUUUGAAGUCUCCAGUAUACAAGGAAAUGCUGGCCAGGGCUGUUGUGCCACAAGAAACUGUCAAAAAAAGUUCCAAUUUCCCAUUUGGACGCCGUCAUCUCCGCUCCAGCCCCAGCCCCAUCAUCCUGAGGCAGCAGGAGGAAGAAGCCAAAGCCAAAGAAGCUGCUGCCACCGUGGACAUCACGCAGGUCAUGAGCAAGCUGGAUCGGAGGAGCCAGCUCAAGCAGGAACCUCCUAAGUAGGCUCUGAGCCCUGCAGGGCACAGCACAGGGAAAAUACAAGCUGAGGCCGGUGUUGAGCUUCGUCUCCCUUUCCUGAAGGUGUCAGUGCUGCUUUAGGUUUCCCAGGCCAGCUCUGCCAGCAGCCUGCUUCCUGCAUGUUGCCAUGGCUUCUGCAGCAGCAGAUGUCACUUCCCAGGCACAUGAGGCAUGGGAAUGCUCCUGGAGCCAGGCUGCUGGCUGUGCUGGAUUCACAGCAUGAGGCCAGAAAUCCUUCUGUGCAUACCAUGACGGGGGAUGCUUCUGGCUGCCCCAAGCCCCAGGAGUCUGGGCAGCCUGUGUGCCUCUCCCUGUCUUCUGCUCCUCCAGCAGCUGGGAUGGCACAAGGUAGAGUGAAGCUGUGCUGUCUCAGUCCUUUGGGUUCAUACUGGCCUUCUUUGGAGCAGCAGUUGAGGACUCUCCAGGGAGCAGAGCAAGGCACCCUACCUCAGAAUGUGUCCGUGCUGAUGUCCAUCCUCUGAGCAGGAUGUGCACCCUCCUGUGGUGUGCAUCCACUGAGAGCAGUGGUCACAUAAAUUCUCCAUCUGCUCUAAGGCACUUCAAGUAUCCUGCGCCUCCAAAUCAGUGCAGAGGGGCUGCAUGCAGAAGAACAGGAUAGGCUUCUUAUGAGAACAGUGCAAAGAGCGUUUCUGAAGGUUUGGGUGUCCCUUUGAAUUUUAAUGACAAUCCCAAGUCCCCCUGGUACACUGGAGAUGAGUGGAAAGCUCUGCUCUCUCUCUGUUACCCUGCACUCAGUGAGCCAGGUGUGCAGGCUUAGAGCUGUCUCUCACAGGAGCUUGCAGGAGUGCUUGAGAGAUGCUGCCAUAUCUUUAUGUCUCUUUUAUCAAGUCCUUUCUGCCUCUUGUCUUGUCUUUUUCCUGCUAUUCUAUUUUCUGUAAAAUAAAAAAUAAAAAAAUAACAGGAGGUAGUUCCAGUUGUCACUGGUUUGUAGCCCAGAGGCAAAGAAGAGCCAGGGCAGAGGUGUUAAGAGCUGAUUUCAAGUUUAAGAGGUGAUUUUUGUUUUUUGUUUUUUUUUUUUUCCAAUUUCUACUGUCUCUUUUGCUCCUUCGAAUAGGAAAUCUAACCAACUCUGUUAGCACUAAAGAGCUUGGGGAGAUUCCAGACUUUUCUGGGAAACCCCAGCCUGUCUGGGUUAGGCUGAUGACUAUCAGAACUGGGAAGAUUCCUGCAAAGCUCAGUAAAGGCAGUGGGGUGGGGCUGGGGAGGCAGAAAAUCUUGUUUGUUAGAAGCUAGGGGAAGCAGAGGAACUGGAUGGGAAGAGCUGAAGUACAGGAAACUUCUUAACUCCUCUUGGUAUCGUGAAUCCAUUUUUACAACUGGAAUGAAAUUGCAGAAAACCAAAAGUAGAGAAAUGUGGGUGUGAGGGGGGACUCAGGUGCAUAUGGACCAGCUUCUCACUGAGAGGGGGACAGCCAGGCCUCAGGCCCAGGCAGCUUUGAACAGAAUUCUUGCUUCCCCUGUGCAUCAGGUGCAGAAUCAGGGCUACAUGUUCUGAUGUGGUGCCCUUGCAGAACCAGCUUCCUUCGUUUUGCAGCUGAGCUAUGGGAGAUCUUCAUGACCUUGUUAACCUAAUGGGGAUGUAAUGUUUUUAGAGGAAUUGAAAUCAAGUUGCAUGAGUCUUUUGCUCUGAUGUCAAGGCCUGCUUGCUAAAUCUCUGUUCAGGUUCCCAAAGGAAUCAAUGGUAAAUUUUGCAGUACCAUAAAGGGGGAGCAGACUCAGAUGUAAAUGCUUAAAACCACAAGGCUUGUUCACACGAGGUACUGAGCACCAUCAGCUUACCUUAACAAGAGAGCACUGAAGAGCUUGGCAGGGUUGGUUUGAAGCUGUUAGGAUGUGAUGAGCUCUACACUCUUCAGAGCUUGUGUAACAUGGAGCACUGAACGUGUUGGGAUUGCCAGUACUAGUAACAUAUGGAAGAUCAAGUCAGGAUAUAAAUAAUAAAUAACAAAUCUGUGUGUUCCAGUCAGUCCCUCUGAUUCUACUUCUGUUUUGUUUGUAGCUGUGCUUUUUAUGUUACCUCUUUCCAUUCCUUUCUCUGAUUUUAUUUUUUUAACAUCUCAGUUUUACCUUGCUGUCCCACUGGCAAGAGUUAAUGCUGCUGCUGGCUUAAUGCUGCUCUGGAGUCCCCAUGCUUGUGAAACUCCAGUCCCACACUUGCAGGUAGCAGCUGGCUCUGUUCUGCUUCUAGGUUGAGUAAGCUGGCGUGACGCAGUGUGCCAUUCCUUGGUCCCUUGCUGCUCAGUCCCUAAAGAGGAAGGUUGCGUGUUAUAAAGUGUGACCGUGGUACAAACUGAACUUUGCUUUAUGUCAGCCAAGAAAUUGUUUCCGUUGGAAAUCAGAGCAGUAGGCUGUUUGUUUCUUGGCCGUCGCUUUCAUGCAUUCAUUGAUCUAAUGAAAAUAAAUGUAGAAAAUGAAAACAAACAAA